AUGUGUUACCCAUUACAGGCGGAGGACCGCGCCGACUUCAAAGCUGCCGCCAGAGAUCGUAAAUCAGGACACGGGGCACAGGUGGCGUCCGACCGUGUAAACAGAGCUUUCUCGGAAGAUUCCCGCGGUGGCGUUCGCGAGCGCGAGGGAGAGGGUGGAGGGGUGGGAGGGAGAGAGGACCUCGCCUAUAUAAGCUGGCCAGCGGCAGCGCGCCCACCACUCGCCGUCAUGCUCAGUCGCGCGCCACAGCUGUUCUCGAUCGUGCUGGUCGCGCUCGCGGCCUCGACCGCCGCCGACCAGGAGUCGACCACAACGCCGCCCGCCACCACCGCCUCCACCACCACGACGCCCCCGCCGCCCGCCACCCUCGUCGCCGUCGCCGCUACCGAUGGCCCGACGCCACCCCCGCUUCCGGAGACGACGGAAGUCGAGAAGCCGCUGCCCAAACCGGAGAUGUACAGUCUGCAUGUGGAGUCGCGCAUAGACUACCGGUACGCCCGGACAGUAUUCAGCAGCAGGCUGGCCAACCCCGCCAGCAAAGCCCAGGAGGUCUUCUUCAGCGUCGUGCUCCCAGAGACCGCUUUCAUUUCUGGAUUCCUCAUUGAGUCCGACGGCAAGGUGUACGAAGCUUACGUGAAGGAGAAGGAGGAAGCGAAGAAGGAAUACCAGCAGGCAGUGGCCAGCGGACAGACAGCGGCUCACGUUGCUGUCAGUGCGCGAGACUCCAACACAUUUACCGUGUCCGUAAACGUGGAGGCGGGCAGCAAGGUCACGUAUAACCUGACGUACGAGGAGCUGCUGACGCGCCGCCUCGGCUCCUACAACCACGUCAUCAACCUACAGCCUGGGCAGGUGGUGCGGGACCUACAGGUGGACGUGUACAUACAGGAGAGCAGCAACGUGACGACGCUCAGAGUACCAGAACUGCGCUCCGGCAACGAAGUCGAACCCGACGAGGACUCUAAACCUAACGCGUUGGUGACGGUAGAGAGACCAACAGCAAAGUCCGCUCACAUCCACUACGCACCGACACCGGAGCAGCAGCUGCAGUCGGGGAAAGACGGUCUCAGCGGGCAGCUGGUCGUGCAGUACGACGUAGACCGCGACCCGCAGGCCGGCGAGGUGCUGGUGUACGAGGGAUACUUCGUGCACUUCUUCGCCCCAGAAGACCUGCCCCCACUGCGAAAGCAUGCCAUCUUCGUGCUGGACGUGUCCGGCUCCAUGGAGGGCCGCAAGAUCGAGCAGCUGAAGGAAGCCAUGACCACCAUCCUGGACGAGCUGCAGCCGGGAGACUACUUCAACAUCAUAGAGUUCUCCUACUCCGUCACGGUGUGGAACCUGGACUCGACCAAUGACAGUGCAGUCUACUCGCCGUACAUCAUGUACGACGACAGCGGCAAGCAGCCCAACGCGGGACCUACGCCUGCUUUCCCAGCGACCAAAGAGUACAUCGCCAAGGCCAAAGACAUUGUCUCAAAGAUGAUCGCUGGAGGAGGUACCAACAUCGAUGGCGCGCUGAAGACAGCUCUAGAAGUGACGCACGAUGGUCUGGAGAAUGUGACGCUGGAAGGCGUGCGUCCCGAGCCACUGGUAGUCUUCCUGACAGAUGGAGAGCCCACAGUGGGAGAGUCGCGGCCCAGCAAGAUCUUUGCGGCGGUCAGUGAACGCAACGAACACCCAGCUGCCGCCAUCUUUUCUCUAGCUUUCGGCGACGACGCCGACCUGCCCUUCCUCAGGAGGCUCUCACUGCGCAACGCUGGCUUUGCCAGGAAGAUCUACGAGGCAGCUGAUGCUGCGCUCCAGCUCAAGCAUUUCUACAAGCAGAUCGCGUCGCCGCUGCUAGCCAACGUCACCUUCACCUACCCCAAGGGACAGAUAGAGGAGAACUCAACAACUCGUGAUCACUUCCCUGCAUUAUUUAGAGGGUCAGAAUUGGUGGUAGCAGGGCGCCUGUCUUCCGCAAAUGAUCAAAAACAGUUGACUGAAAUAUCUGUCUCAGGAGAUGGAGCAGCAGGAGAGGCACACUUUCACAAGCUACGUCCUCUGUGGCUAGUUCCUGAACCUCGCCCUGAUGAUUCACCAGGAUCAAAGAGGCAUGCCCCUUCUCUGGAACGUCUAUGGGCUUUCCUAACAGUGCAACAGCUGCUUGAGAAGGUUGCUGUGGCUGGGGCCCUGGAUGAGACACCUGUAUACCCAUGGCAGGCACCAGACCAUGAUGACAAGAAGUUGGACAAUGCCACAGCAGCAGCCAAGGCCAAGGCACUCAAACUGUCACUGCAGUAUUCAUUCGUCACUAAACUGACAUCUCUGGUAGUAGUGAAACCAAAUCAGACAUCCAAUGUGUCAGAAAGUGUGCAACCUGUUUCAUCAUCCAGUGGAAGCUCAAACUUUGCUAGCCCAGCUCUUAUGUUGAGUGCUUUUGCACCCGAUCGUUUUGGGCAAGCAGGGGCUCCUGGUGCUGCAGGACUUUCAGGGCCUCCAUCAUAUGCAUUUGUUGGGGCUCCCGCAUUAGGUAUCCGGCCAACACAAGUUAACAGACCACACUAUUAUACAACAAUUCAUGGACCUCCACCUCCACCACAACCAUCAACAACAAUGGCAGCAACGUCAACUACUACUCAUAAAAGUACAGCUGCACCACACAUCAUCCCACAGGAAGACUUGAUGUGGCUCAAAAGUGUCAAAGUUGGCAAUGACACUAUCAAUCUACCAAACAUUUCAGGCAGCAUGGAGACAUACAAGCUUGCAGUCACAGAGGCAAACUUGGAACAUGAAAUAUGUGUUGGACACGAUCCUGAGAUAUCUAGCCAUUGCCGUUAUUUGAAAUACUGUGCACUUGACGUAUUUGCAUCCAAUUUGACAUUAUAUUACAACACUCCAUACUUCUGCUCUAUUAAUGGGUAUGCUGGUGUGUGCUGUCCUGAUGAGCUUCAAGUUUCAUCCACAGAGUCAAGUGUGGCAAGUUCCUAAUAUGAGGAUUGUUAUUGACAAUCCUUUUUCUAGAUUUUUGUACAGUACAUGAAUACUUCAUGCAUAAAAUAAUAUUUAUAUUUAUACAUGAAGUAGUUUGAUAUUGAGGUCAGUAAACUCUUUCCCACAGAGAUGACAUUCACACAUUGGAUGUUUACGUGACCAAGAAUGUUUGUAUAUUGCCAGUGUGUUAAAAACCAAUUGUAAAAAGUUGUAAUGGGCAUUACAUAUGCAAUAUAUUUAUUUUAUUAUGUAAUUUUAUUUCUGUUUACUAAGAUAGAGUUACCUAUUUUGUUGUAGAAAUGAUAAUCAGAUUUCUAAAACAGAAAUUUCCAUGAACUGUGUAUCUGGUUAUUGCACACUGAAUUAUAGGAUGCCAUUGUUUCAAAUAUUAUCUGUUGAAUAUUGAUAGCUGGAACAUAGAUUUAGCCUGUAAAACAUUGGUUUUACAAACACAUGAUGUUCAUUUACAAAGGUCUGGUGAUCUGAGUCAAUGUUUUACAAAUAAAUUUUUAUAUUCCUUA
Molecule: messenger RNA, 3494 nt
Organism: Schistocerca americana (American grasshopper)
Lineage: Eukaryota; Metazoa; Arthropoda; Insecta; Orthoptera; Acrididae
Product: inter-alpha-trypsin inhibitor heavy chain H4-like
Exons: 17
Coding region: 1-2970 (989 amino acids)
Source: RefSeq, a predicted model, not a curated record